This is a messenger RNA of Parnassius apollo (apollo), 312 nucleotides long. The record is from the annotation of a GenBank genome assembly. Lineage: Eukaryota; Metazoa; Arthropoda; Insecta; Lepidoptera; Papilionidae.
AUGCGCUGGAAAAAUAUUUCUAUAUUUAAACCAAAAAAAGAUGAAUGCGAGUUGUGCACUGCUUAUAAAUCUGGAAACUUACGACAGAGUGAUUAUGAUCAACAUGUUGCAAAAAAAGAUGAGGCGAGAGAUGAAAAGGUCAAGGAUAAAGAGACUGAGAAGCAUGUAUUUGCAAUGGACCUUCAAGCGGUUUUACUUUGUCCCAAGUCUAAUGUAUCCAGUCUUUACUACAAAAUGAAAUUGAGGACAAUUGUACAAUUUAAACCAAAGAGACUUACUGUUUGCUAUGAAAUGAGACAUAAGGUGGUGUGA